AUGGCCUGCGCUGACGAGCAAGACAGCCGCUCCACAAUCACCACUAGUCACGAGCGGGAUGAAACACUUGGGCAAGACCAUUGCUGCGACCAUGAUCACGAUCGGGUUCCCGAACGCGAGCAUCCUCAUGUACUGGCCAAUCACUAUCACGGUCACGGAUUGAAGACCAGUGCAGAUGUUCACAUUAGCUCAGACCACGAGCACACUCAUGACAAAGAUGGAGAGCACCUUGACAAACCUUGUAAUGCCCAUCUCGCUGCUGCCAUGCAGGAAUAUUCCACGUACCUCGACUCGGCCCGAUGCAUCUGUCGAACCAUCCUGGCUUCCGCUGGCACGAUCCAAUCUUUCCAGGGGCAGCUUGUGGGCUCCAGUCUGACCAUUUCCGGUCCGCGCCACAGCCAUCAUCUGAACAUGAAAGAGCACGGAACUAUGUUGACGCGCAAUCGACGCCACAAGAAUUCGCCAAAGGCAUUGUCAGCAGCAAAGGCCAAGAUCAAAUGCUGUGACAGCUACGAUAGUCUCGAUGAGAUCGAAGUCGAGCGUGCUCCUGUGCGCAAUACCGCAUUGAUCGAUACUGAGAAGGCGGGAGGCCGAUCCCAUAUUCUUCUCAAUGUCACCGGAAUGGACUGUUCGGGAUGCGCAAAUAACCUGACCCGAGCAAUUCGAGCUGUCCAGGGAACUCACAAUGUCAAAGUCACUUUUGUAACUGGUACUGCCGAAUUCGACCUGGACACCAAUAUGAACGAGCUCAAUCAAGUAAUUCGUAGCGCCCAGCGAGCCACCGGAUAUAAACUGACACAUUUCUCGUCCGAUAUCCAGACUAUCGUUGUCAAGAUGAGUGCGACGACAGCGAGUGUCCUUCGGGACAAUCUACCUCGUGGUGUCGAACGAUGUGAGCAACUCUCCAAGACCACAUAUGUGAUCAGUUAUGAUCCGUGCACUAUUGGUGCUAGAGAAAUUCUCGCGGGCAUCGAUGCACAACUUGCGGCUCCGCACGGUGAUACCCACCUCGAUGAAGGAAAACGUAGGCUCAUUCGAGUGUUCACAUUGACCACCGCAGCCUUCAUCUUGACGGCGCCAGUCGUUGCCCUUGAAUGGGGAAAACCAACUAGCGUUUCUGAGCAUACCAGCUUGGUUGUGGCAAUUGUCUUGGCCACAAUGGUUCAAGCAAUUGCAAUACCGGCGUUCUAUAUCCCGGCCAUCUCGUCCUUGAUAUACAACAAGGUCGUUGAAAUGGACAUGUUGGUGGUCAUUAGCAUUACAGCUGCGUAUGUCUAUUCAUUCGUAGGAGCUGGUCUCUUCUUUGCCAACAUCGAGUUGGAGACCAAACCAUUCUUUGAGACGAGUACCCUGCUGAUCUCGCUGGUGCUAUUUGGCCGACUUCUUGCUGCGUGGGCUCGCAAGCGAGCAGUGAAAGCGGUUUCUCUGAGGUCUUUACAAACGUUGACAGCCAUGCUCAUCAAUCCAAGAACCGGCGCUAUUGCUGAAAUCGAUGCCCGAUUGCUUCAAUACGGGGACACCAUCGCAAUCUUGCCUUAUUCGAAGAUAGCCACAGAUGCCGAUGUGCUUGACGGAACCAGUGAGGUGGACGAGUCCAUGCUCACGGGAGAGAGCUUGCCGAUUUUCAAGACUACGGGGAGCCCGUUGGUUUCGGGCACCCUCAAUGGCGGCGGAAGAUUGACAGCACGCGUGUCUCGCUUGCCUGGGAAAAACACCAUCACCGAUAUUGCAAGCCUGGUGGAGCAAGCGCAGAGCUUCAGACCUCACAUUCAAGACCUAGCUGAUAAGGUCGCCGGAUACUUUAUACCAGUUGUAUGUGCAGCAGCACUCGUCGUAUUCAUAGUUUGGCUGUUGAUCGGCUUGAAAAUCCGUGAUCAGCCUGCUGGCGAAGCUAUUGGAAUAGCGAUCGGCUAUUGCAUAGCUGUGCUGGCCAUCAGUUGUCCCUGCGCGCUUGGUCUGGCAGUGCCAAUGGUUCUCGUGGUUGCUGGCGGCGUGGCUGCCCGCGGGGGCAUAAUAAUCAAAACUGCAGAUGUUAUCGAGCGCGGCUUCCGGGUCACCGAUGUUGUCUUUGACAAAACGGGAACCCUCACUGAGCCAGAUCUCGAACUUGUGGAGGAGGAACUUUUCCCUAAUGAAAAAUUUGACAAGGACAGAAUACUCUCGUUGAUCAUGACAUUAGCAAAAGGCAACAAGCACCCGGUAUCUGAAGCUGUUGCCCAAGCACUCGAAAUGCAGCAAGUAUGUGGAGUCGACAUGGAGGGCAUUGCGUCCAUUCCUGGCUGCGGAGUCAGAGGUGAAUGGCAAGGCGCGGUGAUUCGAGCUGGCAACGCUAAAUGGCUCAAGGUCAGUCAAAGAUCUCAGGUGCUCGGCCACACAGCACGGGGGUUGACCAUGCUCUUCGCGACGAUCGAUGAUGAGCUAAUUGCAAUCUUUGGCUUGAAAUCGAGGGUCCGUAAUGGUGCAACUUCAGUCAUUCAAGAGCUUCAUCGCCGUAGCAUCGCCGUCCACUUAGUCAGUGGCGACGCACGCCGAGUGGUGGAGAACGUAGCCGCUGAGAUGACUAUCCCUCUGCAGAACGUCGCUUUCGAAAGCAGUCCGGCGCAGAAACAGGAAUAUAUUCGCGCACUUAUGGAUGCGGGAAAGAUCACAUUGUUCUGUGGGGACGGUACCAAUGAUGCGGUUGCCGUGGCUCAGGCCAACGUCGGCGUCCAGAUCGAAUCCUCCUCGGACGUGACCCGUGCCACGGCCGACGUUAUCCUCCUCCGCAACCUUGACGGCGUAGUCAAUUUGCUCGAUGUGUCGAAGGCUGCUUUCCGACGCAUCACUUUCAACUUCAUCUGGUCAGCCGUGUAUAACAUGCUUGCAAUCUUGCUCGCGGCCGGUGCGUUUGUCAGAUUCCGUAUCCCACCUGCCUAUGCCGGUCUCGGCGAGAUCGUCAGCGUGCUGCCAGUCGUUAUUGCUGCUUUGACCCAGCCGAAAGUGAAGACAAGAAAUUGA
Messenger RNA from Exophiala aquamarina CBS 119918, 2997 nucleotides. RefSeq lists its product as uncharacterized. The transcript has a single exon. The coding region runs from base 1 to 2997 and encodes 998 amino acids. Gene Ontology annotation, biological process: monoatomic cation transport. NCBI's taxonomy places the organism in Eukaryota, Fungi, Ascomycota, Eurotiomycetes, Chaetothyriales, Herpotrichiellaceae. Gene Ontology annotation, cellular component: membrane. Gene Ontology annotation, molecular function: metal ion binding; ATPase-coupled monoatomic cation transmembrane transporter activity; ATP hydrolysis activity. The record is from RefSeq and is a predicted model, not a curated record.